This is a messenger RNA of Anguilla anguilla (European eel), 5510 nucleotides long. RefSeq names its product C-1-tetrahydrofolate synthase, cytoplasmic-like. Gene Ontology annotation, biological process: tetrahydrofolate interconversion. Gene Ontology annotation, cellular component: cytosol. Lineage: Eukaryota; Metazoa; Chordata; Actinopteri; Anguilliformes; Anguillidae. The transcript has 28 exons. Gene Ontology annotation, molecular function: methenyltetrahydrofolate cyclohydrolase activity; ATP binding; methylenetetrahydrofolate dehydrogenase (NADP+) activity. The coding region runs from base 631 to 3468 and encodes 945 amino acids. The record is from RefSeq and is a predicted model, not a curated record.
CCGAGCGGGAACCCUCCCACCCUCUCAGUGCCAGAGUGCACCCUCGUGCUGCUCCGGAGAAGAAAAACAGACUCGGGUUACACGUUUCCUCCCUCUAGCCCUCGGUCACCCCGCCGUCUGAUUGGUCGAGGCGGAACCUCUCCCCUGGGUGCUGGUUAACCCCUCCUCCGAGUAAAUUUGGCCCAGCGCUUCACUGGCUGGCCUUGACGGCGCAUUUUCCAGUCAAGCUGAUUCAGAUUUGCGCCGGAGCGAGCAGGAUAAGGCAGAAAAGAGUCUGGCACGAUAAGGUGCAGACGGAAUCCUGCACAGCUGUGCUAACAAGGUUGUAAAUCAGCGAUGGUGGGAGGGGCAGCCAGGCUUGGCUGGCAGGAGGUUCGACUGCACUCUGGAUACGCCUCCAAUGGACAGUCAUACUCGUACCCAGAUCCACCCGCCAGCUGUAUCAGGAUUCCUCAUCGAGGUCACUGCUGCCUGCUGAGCUGUGCUUUCUCGGUCCUGCAGAACAGCCAUUGCACUUCUGAGUGAAGGGGAGCUCUUUCAGUUCCCUCCACUGCACCCUCUCUUUCUGUCUCUGUCUCUCUCUAUCUCUCUCUCUCUCUCACCAAAGGAACCAGUGCCAGGCAUUCAGCCAUGUAUUCCGCGGUCACCCUGACCCUCAGGCAUGCACCCAGGAGCUGGACGCCAGGAAGGGCCAUCGGCACCGUCAUCUCAGGAAACAAGACUUCCCAACAGGUGCGGGAGAGGCUCAAGAGGGACGUGGAGAAGAUGGGGGCGCAGUUUCCCAGGUUCCGUCCGGGCCUGGUGGUGCUGCAGGUGGGAGACAGAGAAGACUCCAACCUCUACAUCAGCAUGAAGUUGAAAGCUGCAGCUCAGAUUGGGAUCAACGCCAACCACAUUAGGCUGCCAAAGACUGCAACAGAAGCUGAGGUUCUACGGAGCAUCAAGGCAGUAAACGAGGACCCCGCCGUCCACGGACUCAUUGUCCAGCUGCCCCUGGACUCCAUCCACCCAAUAGACACCGAGAAGGUCACUAACGCCGUGGCACCAGGGAAGGAUGUGGAUGGUUUGACCAGUAUAAAUGCAGGGAAGCUCGCUCGUGGGGACCUUGGAGACUGCUUCAUUCCCUGCACGCCCAAUGGCUGCAUGGAGCUCAUCAGACAGACAGGCACGUCGGUGGCCGGGAAGAGAGCUGUGGUUAUUGGCCGAAGCAAAAUUGUGGGGGCGCCAAUGCACGAUCUGCUGCUGUGGAGCCACGCGACGGUGACCACCUGCCACUCGAAGACGGCGGAUCUCCCCGCCGAGGUGGGCCGGGCAGACAUAUUGGUGGUGGGGGCAGGAAAGGCAGAGAUGGUGAAGGGAGAGUGGGUGAAGAAGGGGGCGGUGGUCAUCGACUGCGGCAUCAAUCACAUUCCAGACAGCAGCAAAGCCAGUGGGAAGCGAGUGGUGGGGGACGUACACUACCUCUCUGCCAAGGAGCGGGCAGGAUUCAUCACACCUGUACCUGGGGGUGUUGGGCCCAUGACUGUUGCUAUGCUCAUGGAGAAUACAGUGGAGAGUGCCAAACGUUUCCUCCAGAGCUACAAGCCAGGAAAGUGGAACAUUACCUACACCAAUAUAAAGAAGGAGACACCAGUACCGAGUGACACUGUGAUCUCACACUCCUGCUCACCCAAGCCUAUAACCCAACUGGCCAAGGAAAUCGGUCUCUUGUCUACAGAGGUGGAUCUAUAUGGAGAGUCUAAGGCCAAGGUGUGCUUGGAUGUCGUCAAGCGUCUUCAAAAAAAUCCAGAUGGGAAAUAUGUAAUAGUUACAGGGAUCACACCCACGCUCCUGGGGGAGGGGAAGAGGACAACUGCACUAGGACUGGCACAGGCAUUGGGGGCACAUCACAAUGUUAAUGCCCUCGCCUGCAUGCGCCAGCCCAGCCCGGGCCCAGACUUUGGGAUUCGAGGAGGUGUUAUUGGAGGUGGAUAUUCCCAGGCUAUUCCAAUGGAAGAGGUCAACCUCCACCUCAGUGGGGACAUCCAGGCCGUCCUUGCUGCCAGCCGCCUGGUGGCCAACGCCGUGGAUGCCCGCCUGUUUCAAGAGUCUGUGCUGACCGACAGGGCUCUGUGUGACCAACUGGUUCCACAGGACAAGGAUCAGAGGAAGUUCUCCCCCACCCAGCUCAGGACACUGAAGAGAUUGGGGAUUGACAAGACUGACCCAGCGACACUGACAGAACAAGAGAUCACCCGAUUGGUCCGGCUGAACAUCGAUCCUGAUGCCAGCGUUUGGGAAAGAGGACUGGAUACCAAUAACCAGAGCCAGUCUCUGAUGGAAACAAGAUUGGCCAGGAUGUUCAAUAUUGCGGUGGCCAGUGAAAUCAUGGCCAUUCUGGCCCUUUCCAGUGGCAUGGAUGACAUGCAACAGCGUCUGGAGAAAAUGGUGGUGGCUACCAACCGAAGUGGGGAGCCCAUCACGACGGAGGACCUGGGAGUGAGCAGAGCACUGGCUGCGUUGCUGCGAGACGCCAUCAAGCCGAAUUUGAUCCAGACUUUGGAGGGGACCCCCGUAUUUGUUCACACAAACCCGUUUGCCGAUAUCGCCCAUGGCAACCCCUCCGUUCUCGCCGACAAAAUCGCCUUGAAGCUGGUGGGCCCAGAAGGAUUUGUGGUCACGGAGGCCGGGUACGGUGCCGACAUCGGCGCGGAGAAGUUUUUCGAUAUCAAGUGCCGCACCUCCGGACUGCAGCCGCAGGUCGCAGUCCUGGUUGCCACAGUCUGUGGGCUGAAGCUGCACGGAGGUGGUCCCACGGUUCUUGCUGGGCAGCCUCACCCAAAGGAGUACAAAGAGGAGAAUUUGCCUCUGCUGGAGAAAGGCUGCAGUCACCUUAAGAGGCAGGUGCAGAACUGCCAGGCCUUCGGGAUUCCUGUGGUCGUGGCAGUCAACACCUUUGAGACGGACACAGAAGCAGAGCUGGACCUCGUUUGCCACGCAGCCAAAUCGGCGGGGGCAUUCGACGCCGUGCCCUGCUCCCCCCGGGCUGAAGGAGGCGCCGGGGCAGUGGAGCUUGGCGAGGCCGUGAUAAGGGCAGCGGAGGAGCCCACCUCCCUCAGGUUCCUCUAUGAUGCCGAGCUGCCAAUAGUGGACAAGAUCAGAGUCGUUGCCAUGGAGAUGUACGGCGCCAAAGAUGUGGAGCUUCUUCCAGAGGCCAAGCGCAAAGUGGAACUGUUCACUAACCGGGGCUACGGUAGUCUGCCCAUCUGCAUGGCCAAGACUCCCCUCUCACUGUCACAUGACCCUGAGAAGAAGGGGGUGCCAGCUAGCUUCGUUCUGCCCAUCCAGGACAUUGGAGUCAACGUGGGAGCUGGAUAUCUCUAUGUGCUGGUAAAUGUGGAGCUUGUAUUUCCAAGGGAACCUGAAUGGCCCUGUUUCCAUGACGUGGACCUGGAUUCAGGGACCAGUCAUGAAGACUGUCUCCUAUGAUUCAGAUCUGCACAGAGUUGUCUGCAUUAGAACCAGAGAGACUUCCUCCUCAACGACAGUGCUGUUCUUCUUUCAUUGAUACCUUCCUGCUGUGCUAUACACUGUCUCUAGCCAACUCCCUGCAUCCUCACUGUUGGGAACCGGAGACAGACUGGGACUCCAUGUGAUAUCCACACUAUAUGCAUGCCCUGCUAUCGUUUUUCUACCAUAGACUCUGCUGCCAAAAUGCAUCUAUUCCUGAAGAUGUAGAUAAGAAAACUGACUACCCCACAGGGAGAAAAACAUGCUGUUUGCUUGUGAUCAGUUCUGACUAUGUCUCUUAGGCAGAAUAUAGCAAUUUCAGGUCAGGACUGGGCAGCAAACUUCCUUUCUUGAAGUGUCAAUGUAAUACUGUUUAUCUUGUAUAAAAUAGAAUAGGAUAACUUUAUUUUUCCUUGGGUGAACUUCAACUUCAAGUAGCUGGCAUACAAAAAAUUAAAUAAACAAUUUACAUAAAUUACAGUAAGAAAUAUAUUUGCAUAAAUUGCAUUUUCAUAUACCUAUACUAUAUUACUAUUACUACAAAUGAGAAAUAAAGAAUUCUGUCAAGGACAUUCUAGUAAAAAAAAUAUCAUACAUAAAUUACAUUGAACUAAAACACUGAACACAAAAAUAAAUUUCAGCCUAUGCUAAAUAAGAAAAUUUAAUUAGGCAUUAAAAUGACGGUGUGUUGCGUCAUUGAUGACGCAAACAGAUGCUGGCACAAAACUGUUGAGUAUUCGCCUUGUUUUAAAGGUUAGGGACCUAAGCCUCCGUCCCAAUGGAAAGAUCUGAAACAGAUGAUUCAGGAGAAGGACCAUUAUACUUUCUUGAAUAUGUAUACUCUUCUCAUAUAGUUGUUUAAUGGUCCUUUGUAGUCUUCCUGCAAUUUUACUACUCUGUAAUGUCACACUCUCCAGCUUAGUUUGUUGUUAUUUAAGCUGCUAGGAUGAAGGUCAGUGCUGAUUUAAUGAUUGAAUAAUUUUAUGAGAGAAGAUAUGGUCCUUCUGGGAAUAAGGACUGACAGUCAUUACCACAAUACACAAAGGUACUCCUUCCUGCUCCUGACUAAGAAUAGACCUCAUAAUUAAAAUGAAUAGUAUCGUUACAAGCUCUGUGCUUCCUUGCUGACAUAUAGGCAUUACCGUGAUGUUUCACAUUCAGCAGGGUCAAAGCUCUGAUCCCACGUGCUUCUGCCUGCCUCCAUAUUCAGACAGUGUAAUUAGACGCCACGCAGUUUCAGUGUAGCAUGUGCUUAUGUGAUCCCUUAAAUGUAUCACUUAAUCCUGAUUUUCUGCUUACAGUUCAUGUCUGGUUUAUUCUUACUGAAGCACAGUUUUUUAAAUACUAAAAUGUUAACUCAGUUCAACAAGUUAUUGCAACUUUUCUAUAAUGUCACAGUAGGGUCAUGCGUAGUUAUGGUAAAUAACAAAACUGUAGCGCAAUUUUGCAAACAAACCCACUAAACUGAAACUUUCCAGCUACAUUGUAAAUAGUUCCAUACUUUAUACCAAAGUAAAAUGUCUUGAAAACAUGUUUGUGACCUGACAAAUUCAGGAAAGCAAGAUUCCUACAAAAAUGGUUCCAAACGCAUUACUUGGCUGGGGGGGGGGGGAAGACUCUGGUGACUGGGAAGGGAAUUGCAUUGUGCUGCUGACAUAGUUCACUUAGCCUUUUCAAUUAUUUGUUUUCUCAGUCAUUGUCUGAAUCAAUAAAAAAAAGCCAUUGUUGGGGUAUAAGGCUUAAGUAACAACCAAUGCAAUAAUUACCAGUGCUGUCUUUGUGUGCACUAAACUGCUGGUAUUUCUCCAGUAUAUUAGCAUCAUGCCCAGGUCCUUAACAGCAUGGGUGCAAAUGUAACAAAUUAUAUAAUUGAGAUAUAUUUUGCAUCUUGCUAAUGCGUUUUGGUAUCUGUUUCUUUUUGAAAUGGAAGUCAUGUGUUUGGAGUUUGCCGAUUUUGGUAAUAAUUAAAGCUGAAAAAUCACAGGUCUAGAAUUAAUACGAAUAAAGGCAGCAUAUUGUCA